Molecule: messenger RNA, 1727 nt
Organism: Solea solea (common sole)
Lineage: Eukaryota; Metazoa; Chordata; Actinopteri; Pleuronectiformes; Soleidae
Gene: dap
Product: death-associated protein
Exons: 4
Coding region: 148-462 (104 amino acids)
Biological process (GO): apoptotic signaling pathway; cellular response to amino acid starvation; negative regulation of autophagy
Molecular function (GO): death domain binding
Source: RefSeq, a predicted model, not a curated record
UCGUUUCCAAACAAUGCUCAAGGAAAAGCCACGUUGGCGAUCCACACUGUAGUGAAGUCCACAUUUUGAGGGCAGAAAUAACGCAAGGACGUUAGCUCCUCGCACACUCUGGUUCCUUCUCGCCUCUGACGCCACAUCGGAGCCGAGAUGUCAUCACCGCCGAAGGAGAAAAUCGAGACGAAAGGAGGACAUCCCCCUGCAGUGAAGGCAGGAGGUAUGAGGAUAGUGCAGAAGCAUCUACCACCUGCUGCCCCAGAACCGCUGCCGAAAGAAGAAGAGGAGGAGUACGCCAGCAGCAGUCCACCAAAGGUACCCGUCAUUGUGUCGGGAGUGGUUACAAAGGGUGAUCGGGACUUCACCCCGGCCGCUGCUCAGGUGGCCCACCAGAAGCCUCAGCCUGGUGUCCCCAAGCUGCCGUCUGCUCAGCACAUCAACCAGCACAUCCACCAGCCCCGCAAGUGAGCCAGGCGGCACGCUACCGUGGCUAUGCUAACUCCACCAGCCGGCCUUCCCCAAUGGAACACACAGGAUACAGAUGUUUCCCCCUCUAGGCACAGAUCUCCUCUAAAUAAUGACAGUCUUUUUUUUUUAUCAGGCUGUUGCUUCAAAUAUGCAAGGAAUUUGACAGCAACAGAUGUGUAAUGGUAAUAUUGUCACUGUAGAAGACUCGCUCUUAACGCACCUGCUCUUAUUGUUGCUGAACUUUUAUAUUCUGCAAUUGUGGGUCCACUCCUUACAUGAGAUUGCUGUAGAAGUUGUCUAGUCUUAAGAUGGUGUAAAGGGACAGGGAGGGGUCUUCUACAGUGACUAUAUUUCUCAGAUUAUACAGUAUAUAUAUAUUAGAACUUGAUCUUAGAUCUGAGUCUGUGGAAGAAACUCUGAAUCCACCUGUAUGCUGACCAGUACCGUGUUGCCACAACCAGCCGAUCACCACAAUUUGUCAAUCAGGCCAACUCGCCAACCAAUCACGCCACGGUGAUGAGCCGGGCCCCAAUGACCAAAAGAACCAAGUUAACCGUUUUCACCUUAAACCAAAAACAUGGAAAGAAUCGUUUAUUCGGAAUCACGUUUGACUGUUGCCAAAGUGCACGUGUGCAGCAAGGACCAGAGAGAGUAAAACUAGACAGUAACAUGAGAGCGUGAACCAGUUAUUAACCCAAAUGCUGCGGUUACAGCAGCCUUGACAAGCAUUCCAGAUGGUUUAUCAGAUUGCAGUUGAAGAUGAGUUAAUAUACUCCGCUUUACAUGUGCCCCGCAAAGGGAACAAAUUAGAUUAAAACAGGACCUAUUUUUCUCUAACGAUACUGUAUAUUCAUGUCUUAAUGUCCCACUCUGAACCUGUUGCUGCAGUUUCCUCCUCUUGCCUGUAUUUGACAGAGGUUCGAUUUGCUCUCCUCGCAGUGUUAAGUCAUUUUAGUGCAAACUCGACCUGCUGCGUCGUAAAAGUCGACAGCCUUUUCCUUACUCACAUGCCCCCUUCCACUUAAGUGUCAUAUGUGACAACAAUAAUGUUCAGGUUUCCAGGAAGAAAUUAAAGAAAAUUUACCUUGCCAAGAAUGACUGAUCUUGUGUUAAUUUAAUGAAGUUAAAAGAGUUUUAUUUUUUUUUUCUCAGUUCUUUUUUUCAUGAGAAAAUUGUUCAAAUUGUACAAAUCUUUAGUCAUUAGGUGGACUUUGGUAGUAGUUGUGGUUGUCAUAGUAAAUAAAGAUAUAGACUAUCUUGGAAAA